Molecule: messenger RNA, 174 nt
Organism: Symbiodinium necroappetens
Lineage: Eukaryota; Dinophyceae; Suessiales; Symbiodiniaceae
Source: the annotation of a GenBank genome assembly
AUGCGAGAGGUCUCGCAAUACCGCCAAGAGGUUACACCUCGACGGCCUGCUGGUCCGGCUGUGCGGCAGGUUGCAGGUGCACCCUUUGGCCCAGUGCCAACUUUACACUUCUCUUCCGGCACAGCCACAUGCUCAGCACGUGGCACUUCGCGUAUAUUGAUAGCAGAACCUUGA